This is a messenger RNA of Penicillium cosmopolitanum, 483 nucleotides long. RefSeq lists its product as uncharacterized. The coding region runs from base 1 to 483 and encodes 160 amino acids. The transcript has 2 exons. The record is from RefSeq and is a predicted model, not a curated record. NCBI's taxonomy places the organism in Eukaryota, Fungi, Ascomycota, Eurotiomycetes, Eurotiales, Aspergillaceae.
AUGUCGCUUUCGCGCGGAAGUUGCACCGACCAAAGCUGGGGCACUUCAUGCCCGACAUAUUGCAGAAACACGCAAGCGCCUUUUUCGAUCGCAAACGGGUCAGUCAUUGCAGAUGUGGCGGCUCUCGAUGGUUUGGUGAAUCAAUCCUCCAGCGCAGGCUCCUCCACCAUUGCAAAUAACACCGGCAACGAUGAUACCGCUAAACAAUCGACCUCCAACGCUCCAUCCAACAACUCGAAAACAGAAACCGCGAUAGGCGCCGGUGUUGGUGUUCCCCUCGGCUUUAUUGCUCUUCUUUCUAUCGGUUGGGCUCUCUAUGAGAGGCGAUUGAGAAAUAAGAUGCAUCGGUCCCCUAUAUCGGCUGAUGGCUAUGGCUACGCAAUUGAGCGGAACGAUCACCCUGUAGAGCUUGCUGGGCUAACCGGCUCCGAGCUCAAGCCCGCAGAGCUCUAUAAUUCGACUACUCCGACUGCCUAUCGUUAA